AUGCAUUACCAGGUCCGCCUGCAGAAAUCCGAGACUGCCAUCCAGCAGAGUAUCACACUUGAGGAUGGUAUCAAACAGCUGUGCGAAGCCAUGGUUGAUGGUUGUCCACAAAAGAGGCGACAAAUAGAAUCACUCAGCAAACGAUCCUUUCUAGGCAUUGAGCCUGCAUGCAGAGUCUUCCGAACAUACUGGACUGCGUCGUUCUUCAACGCAAUUCUGGCACAAGGCCCCCAGCUCAUCGACCAGGCUCCCUUCCGCGGUUCAGGUCAAGACAAACCGUACCUAACUCCCACUGCUCUUGUCUUUGCUGUUGCUGCCCUUGGAGGCAACUUAGACGUCUUCCGAAUGUUCCAACAACUUUAUAACAAGCCCUCCACGAGUGUUGAAGAAGUGCAGCGCACUAUAAAGGAGUCAAUGUCCACCGUAGAAUCCUGGCUGAACUGGCUUUCUCAGUCAAAGGCGAACGAGAGCAAAAGCAAAGCGGAAACACAGGACAAGCAGAAACUGGAACAUAAAAGAAUACGCUAUAGAAAGGAUCUGAAACAGUUCACUGAUACUUUUGAUAUCUUUCUCGAGAACUACAAACACAUCCCGGCACCAUUAACCAACGAUGGAGAAGCAGACCUCCGUUACGGUGUCUGGACGUACACCAUCUGUAGUAAUCUCUGCGACUUGAUGACUGUGGCGUCUAAGCUGCUCAGAAACAACAAGAUAUUGGUUGAAGCGAGGAAACAAGAGUUAACACAAGCAGUCCAAUCGGGAAUCUUCACUGCUGUCACCCCCUCUUACCACCUUUUCGUCAUAGGGGUCACAUCUCUUUUCUCGGCUCUGGUCGCCCUCAACUAUUUCAAUAAGAGUCAAAAGCUCAACGCAGAAUGUAAGAGGCUCAAAGAUGUUUUUGAGACGACAGUUUCUUCUUGCACAAGAGCUCUGAACGUGAGUAUCAUAAUGCAGAAACUUCAACAUGGCAUGACCAAAUCAUCGUUCUCCUUAACAAACAAAGACUCUCAAGAUCGAUUGGAGCAGGCUAUUAUCGAAUUCGACCGCAUUUCAUUAGAGCACAAGAAUGAAUAUUGUUCAGAGACGGAGCUAUUGGCGAUAUAUGUCAAUUACCAGGCUAUUGCGCUGCAAAAGCAACGUAAAAGACUCAUCAUCUAA
Messenger RNA from Clonostachys solani, 1158 nucleotides. Lineage: Eukaryota; Fungi; Ascomycota; Sordariomycetes; Hypocreales; Bionectriaceae. The record is from the annotation of a GenBank genome assembly.